CGGGCCGAGCAUGGCGGCGCUGCGGGUGCUGGAGCUGUACAGCGGCAUCGGGGGGAUGCACCAGGCCCUCAGAGGAAUUCCCAAGUGAGCUGUGCCUUUUAAAUGAAAAGGAGGCGAGGCUUUGAAGAAGUUAUCAGGUCUUUGAAUUAGGAAGAGGGGAUCUCAGAAAGCUGCACAUAUGCAGAAGUUGUAGCUGCUGUUGAUGUGAACACUCUUGCCAAUGAUGUUUAUAGGCACAACUUUCCCAGCACGCCGUUAUGGGCAAAGACUAUUGAGGGCAUAACACUGAAAGAAUUUGACGGAUUAUCUUUUGAUAUGAUUUUGAUGAGUCCUCCCUGUCAGCCUUUUACAAGAAUUGGCCUGCAAGGUGAUGUGUCUGAUCCACGGACCAAGAGCUUUCUCUAUAUCCUUGAUAUUCUCCCAAGGCUUCAGAAGCUUCCAAAAUACUUACUUUUAGAAAAUGUUAAAGGAUUUGAAUCUUCUUCUGCAAGAAAUGAACUUUUACAAACACUAGCAACAUGUGGAUUUAAAUAUCAGGAAUUUCUCUUGUCUCCAACCUGUCUUGGCAUUCCCAAUUCUAGACUGCGGUAUUUUCUAAUUGCAAAGCUUCACCAAGAACCAUUUUCCUUUCAAGCUCCUGGUCAAAUAUUGACAAGAUUCCCAGAUCAGGAUCCAAAAGAUUUACUCAAGGAAACAGUUGCUGACAAAGUGGGUGAAACGAGUUCUUCUUUGUCCUCUGAGGAGAAGAAUCUGGAUCCAAACAUUGGUCCAGAUUGCAGCAGCAAGAAGAGUUUACCAAAAGGGGCCUUUCUAUUUAAGCUAGAAACAGUAGAAGAGAUGGAAAGGAAACAUAAUCAGGAUAAUGAUUCCUCUAUUCAAAUGCUACAAGACUUCUUGGAAGAGGAAAAUGAAGAAAUGAGUCAAUAUUUCUUACCACCAAAGUCCUUACUGCGCUAUGCUCUCUUGUUAGACAUUGUUAAACCCACCUGCCGGAGAUCCACGUGCUUUACAAAAGGGUAUGGACACUAUGUAGAAGGGACCGGCUCUGUUCUGCAGACAGCAGUAGAUGUACAGCUUGAAUCAGUGUUUAAACGUAUUGACGAGUUACCGGAAGAAGAGAAGCUUAAGAAAUUGUCUACAUUAAAACUGAGGUACUUUACCCCAAGAGAAAUAGCAAAUCUUCAUGGAUUCCCUUUGGAAUUUGGUUUUCCUGAAAAGGUAACAGUAAAGCAACGCUAUCGUCUUCUGGGAAACAGCCUCAACGUACACGUGGUGGCAAAAUUGAUCUCCAUUCUACUUGAAUAAUUUAGAACCUGAAACUGAUGCAUAUGGACUGGUGACAGAAAAUACUUCCAUCUUUUAGGAGAAAGCUGAUGGAACAUGGACAAAUACCAGAGCUUACCAAGAUACUUACCCAGACAUUUUGCUGAACAGUUUUGAUAUAUUUUUAAUAACUUGCAUUCAUGAUGGAUUUAAACUGUAUAGGUGUUUUUUUUUUAAAUGGCAUUUUACGGGACUUACUUGCUUUAUUUAAAUGUUCUUUUUAGUUUGCAGAGUGAAAAAUAGCAGCACAUGCAAAUACUUCAAUGAGAAAGGAAGAUUAUUUUAUUUUACUUUAUUUUAUUUUUUUAUCCUAAAACCAUUUUCUCAGUACUGUGUGAAACUGUGUCAAAGCUGUUUCAAUUAGGUGCAGAGAUCAAGUUCUAUGUGUAAAAUUUCUUCAUCUUUAAAUGUAAGUAAUCCAUUCUGAAAAUAUUUACUGUAUAUAUGAUCUGAAAUUUUGAUGUGAUUUUUUUAGCUUGUGAAACUAAUAAAUUCUAUAUUUUAUAUAGAAA
Molecule: messenger RNA, 1835 nt
Organism: Haemorhous mexicanus (house finch)
Lineage: Eukaryota; Metazoa; Chordata; Aves; Passeriformes; Fringillidae
Gene: TRDMT1
Product: tRNA aspartic acid methyltransferase 1
Exons: 12
Coding region: 316-1305 (329 amino acids)
Molecular function (GO): methyltransferase activity
Source: RefSeq, a predicted model, not a curated record